CUAAAACGCACUAGCGGCCUGCCGCGAUGCGGUAUGCCGAUGCGGCAGGUCGCAGCAUAUACGGUCAGCCGUAACGGCACGCCGUAUUCCGGCUAACCGUAUGGUCUUGGCUCACUGCGGUCUGCCGCAAUCGUCAGUGCUUCUAGAAAUUUUGCACAUGAUGGACGUUGAGGAAGUUGCGGCAGUCAUUUAUUUAUAUCAUCGUAGAAAAUAUCGUCAAAAAAAUAAACAUAGAUUUUGGAUACAUCCUCUAUUGGUGACACGACAUGACGGCAAAGAGUUUAAUAUUUUUAUUUCAAACCUAAAGAAAUUUGAAGAUAAGUUCUUUGGAUACACUAGGAUGUCAGUAAAAUCGUAUGAAGAAUUAUUAACAAAACUAUAUUUAAAUAUUCGUGGCCAGGAUACACGAUUUCGGAUAUCUAUAUCCCCGGAAGAAAAGCUCAUUAUAACCAUCAGAUAUUUGGCAACCGGAUGUACAUUCGCUGAACUACAUUACACAUUUCGAAUUGGUGCGAGUACAAUAGCUGAAUUUGUUCGUGAAGUAUGUUCGGCAAUAUGGUUACUGUUAAAAGAAUCUUGUUUACCGAAGCCAUCUCAACAAAGAUGGCUAGAUAUUGCAAAGGGUUUCUCUACAAGAGCUAAUUUUCCGAAUUGCAUUGGGGCUAUAGAUGGGAAACACAUACGGGUAAUAAAGCCGUGCCAUAGUGGAUCCAUGUACUACAAUUAUAAGCAGUUAUUUUCCAUUAUACUUAUGGCUAUAUGCGACAGUAACUACAAAUUCAUAACAAUAGAUGUCGGUGCUUGUGGCAAAUUUGGAGACUCAGCAGUUUAUCAACACUCUAACUUUUACAAAAAAAUGAUAGCAGGAGAACUUGAGAUACCAGAAUCAGUACCCAUAUCACAAGUAAAUACUAUUCCAAUGCCAUAUGUUUUAGUAGGCGAUGAAGCCUUUCCCUUAUCCACGAACUUAAUGCGACCUUAUGCAAAACCAAAAAAUUCUAAUUUAAACACUACUAAGAGAAUAUAUAAUUAUCGGCAUAGUAGAGCACGGCGAUAUGUCGAAUGUUCGUUUGGAAUACUGAGCAAUAAGUGGCGUAUAUUCCAUAGACCUUUAAAUGUGGAUAUUAGUUUGGCUACUGAUAUCAUCAAAGCAUGUUGCAUUUUGCAUAACUACGUUCGAGACAGAGACGGUUAUAACUAUGAAGAUACUUUAACAUGUUACAUGUCGCCUGAUGUACCAGAAACUCCGAGAACAUAUAAUCGAAUAGGUAAUAAUAUCGCUGAAAGAAUUCGUGACUCUUUCGCUCAGUAUUUUGAACAUGAAGGUAAAUUGGAAUGGCAAGAAAAAUAUAUAUAAGUAAAUAUAAUGGCAUUAAUCCGCAAAAUCGCAGGAAAUUGCGAAUAAAAAGUAGGUAUGAUGAUUGUAACAUUGUAACCAUGAUUAAUAAAUAACGUAACUUACCGAGUUCUUUCUUUUCUUCCGAUGUAUCAUCUUCCUUUGCAUAUAUAUUAAUCAUUUCCUCCCAACAUUUUAACUUUUUAUUUCUGUCUGCAUAAUCAGCGCAUUUGCUAUCCCAUAUUGCGGGGCGUUCUUUUAUUUCUAAAAUGAACUUUUCUGUAUCAAAAUCCAUGACGCGCACGAGUAGCGUCUAGCGCGUGAAACAAGCGACGACGGACUGGCGGGCGGGACGCGGCGUUUGCGACUACCGCGCCGAGUGCGUGGUGGGGAUGCGGUGCGCCGCAUCAUUCAACCGGCGCGGCUCGUCGCAGCUCCGGAACAACCGGAGCGGUUGACGGCUGGCCGCAAAUCAGUGCGUCGUUAUCGUGCGGUUUCAUGUACUAAUCGAUGUGCGGCCUACCGCAACGGCACGCCGCAUGGCGGCCAACCGCUAGUGCGUUAUAGGCCUAAAACA
Plodia interpunctella (Indianmeal moth) is the source of this 1913-nucleotide messenger RNA. RefSeq lists its product as uncharacterized. The transcript has 2 exons. The coding region runs from base 101 to 1357 and encodes 418 amino acids. NCBI's taxonomy places the organism in Eukaryota, Metazoa, Arthropoda, Insecta, Lepidoptera, Pyralidae. The record is from RefSeq and is a predicted model, not a curated record.